CCAAAAAUCAUGCAGCGAAACUGGCUAUGCUGCUUCUCGCAAGCAUCUCCACUCCGGGUGGUGGAUCUGCAUCUGCCCUUCUUGUGAAGAAAUCCGUGUCGCGGUCCCCUCCGUCGCUGAGACGAACCAUCAGCGAAUCUUCUUCUUCCACCAUCAGAACGAGGAAAUCGGUCUCCUUUCCCGACGAGCCCGCGACGGUGCACGUGAUUCCCAUGCCGCUGCCCAGCGAGACAACGAUCUACGACGAUGACAUUGCCGAAGAUUCGGAGUCCUCCACUUCCUCAGAUGAGGACGGUUAUGACGAGUUUCGCGAGGGCGUGUUCACCACGAGGUCCGAAGAGGACGAGGAUAGUCUUUCGGACGGCUCUUCAACGGACAGCGACGGCGGCGGCGGGUCUUCAUGUUCCCUAUCACCGUCGAGCAGUCGUCUCCUCCAGGC
This is a messenger RNA of Amoebophrya sp. A120, 439 nucleotides long. The record is from the annotation of a GenBank genome assembly. Lineage: Eukaryota; Dinophyceae; Syndiniales; Amoebophryaceae.